UACAGAAUACCAUAUAUAUAUAAAGAAGAAAAAAUAUAUAUGUGGUGGUGGCGUAGCUGCGUCCUGGUGUUGGAUUAUAUACUCAACAGUGAACACUGACACUGGUACUGGUUUUUGCGCUUGGAGCUGUCGCUGGCCAGAGGAAUAACAGGCACAGAGGGAGACCAGCAGUUUAGUUUUGUGCUGUUUAACGUUAAGGCAUAAGCAGGCAGAAGCAGAACUGGAGACUGCGCUACUGCGGCUUGUAGUGUAGUGAUGAUAAAAACGAGUUGUUGUUAUUCUUUAUGUUCAAUGCGAAAUAAAAGCCGUGAUUCGCGUUGAAGUUAAGUUUAAACAAUAACUAUUUACUCUUUUUAUUGCUGUAGCCACGUAUACAUAUGGAGGUGUCCCCGAACCGGCGCUGCCUGAACCAGCUUAACAGCUGAUCGGAGUAUGAGGCGGCGGUGAACGGGGCCACAAUUGCACCACCACCCCCGCGAAUAAAGGAAAAAAAAUUACUAAAAUAAAAAUAAUCAAUAACAGUAGAAAAAAAAGAGUACUAUUGACUAUUGUCGCAAUUGAUUCAUAGAUCAAGUGGAACUUGGAGGAAAAAUAAAUAAAAGUAAACCAUACAAUCCCUAGAUUCAAAAUCAAGGAAAUAAAGUAAAAAAACUAAAUCUUUGUAUAUCAAUAUAAAAUAUAACCGAGGGAGCACUGAAAGAAGACAACAAUUGUUAGCUUGACGGCAAUUUGAUCAAAGAUGGUCAAAACUUUUCAAGCUUAUCUACCCUCCUGCCAUCGCACUUAUUCGUGCAUACACUGCCGUGCUCACCUUGCUAAUCAUGACGAACUCAUCUCAAAGUCCUUCCAAGGCAGCCAAGGUCGUGCCUAUCUCUUCAAUUCCGUGGUUAAUGUUGGUUGCGGUCCUGCGGAAGAGCGAGUUCUCUUAACUGGCCUUCAUGCUGUCGCUGACAUUUAUUGCGAGUGUUGUAAAACUACUCUCGGUUGGAAAUAUGAGCACGCGUUUGAGUCAAGUCAAAAAUACAAGGAGGGUAAGUUUAUAAUAGAACUGGCCCACAUGAUCAAGGAAAAUGGAUGGGAAUGAACAUGUAGACAGGGGGGUGGGUCAUGACACACCACCCCUGCUUACCUGAAUCCCGUAAACUAAAUCCUUAAAAUAAAUUUUUUAAAAAUAAUCAACUAAACUCAAAAAACUGAAAACAUAAGUACAUGCCUACAAUGUUGUUCUCGAGCUGCAAUGUGCGGCGCCCUAUCCUCAAUACAAAAAGAUGAACAAAAACAAUAAUAAAUAAUAAUACAACAAGAAACAAAACAAAACAACAGCCCUCCUUUGACAAACCACCAACGAAAGUCUGUGAUUUCAUUUGUGAUUUGUAAUCUUAGUAAUGUUUUUCCGUUCUGGACAAUUCACAAAAAAAAUAUAAAUCGUUUUUUAAUUCUCCAAUUAUGUGGACUAGGGAGAAGAAAAAAUGUAUUUUAUUAAAAUCAAUAUAAAUAUACUAAUGGAUUUAAAAGAAUGGAAGGACAAAGUAAAGAUAAUGCGAUUAUUUGCCGCUUAAAGAUGAAUAUUGUAUGUAAAGAAAUUAUUUUUGAGAAUGGUAGAGUCGCGAUUUAAGUAAAGAUUUAAAGUUAAUAAAAAUUAAGUAGAUUACUCGCGAGGAUUGAUGUGAAGAGAUGAUUAUUUUAAAAAAAAGUGUUGGCGAUGCUAAGGUAAAAAUGAUGCGCAGAUAAAGACAAGUAAAUAAAAUUCAGAACAAGUUUUAAAAAUAAUAAUAAGACGACGGCGAUGACGAUGAUGAUUAUUAUUAUUAUUAUCAACAUUUACGUGAACAGUUGAGUGCCCCUUUAUCUCUCUUUCAUCUCUCCCUCUCUCUCCCUCUUUUUUUUCAGUGUUUGUUAGUCUCAAUGAAUAUCAACACAGCCGCCGAGUUGCGACGACAACGACGUCGACUACUCUGGCAUAUAAAUUAUCGCGGGGCACUCAGAUUGUUUUUUUAUUUUUCAAAAAACAAUAUGAAAUACGAUAUAUUUCAGGAUUAAAAUAGCAAACGAUGCUGAAGAAUAUUAACAAACAAAUAAUUAAUCAAUGGAAAAUAAAAUAUUUAUUGUAAGCAGUGCGAAUACAGACUGCUAGAUUGACUGCCCUGCCUGUCGCAUCUAUCGUUGGAAUUUCACUGCCGAUAUUCCUAAAAUAUAAUUAACAAAAAAUGAAAAUAAAUUAAAUUAACAAAAAAAUAAAACAAUUGGAUGAAAAUAAAACUUGCCAUCGUUAAGGCAAAGUUAUAGCUCCAGCGUAGCCUACAUUGAUUAGUGUAUUAAAGCCUAUAUUAUAUUUACUAUAGAACUUAUAAUAUAGUUGGUAAUUUUAAGUGCGUGAUUGAAUGAAUGAGUUAACUAAACUUAUAUAUAAUAUUCAUUUUAAAAAAUAAAAAAAAAUUAAUGAGGUAAGAGACCUAGUAUCCGAUCACUCAUGUAUUUAUUUAUCUAUAUUUUGUAAUAGAUAUACAAAUACAUGAGUUAUCGAGUACUAGUUCUCUGAUCAGGUACUGGAUCUUUUGACUUAAGUACUUUUUUUUAAUCUAAGGUAAAAGACCUAGUACCUGAUUAGGGGACUAGUACAUGAUCAGGAAAAUAGAACCCGAUCACUUCAUGUAUUUGUAUAUCUAUAUUUAGUAAAUUUUACUCAGUAUAGAUAUACAAAUACAUGAGUGAUCAGAUACUAGUUCUCUGAUCGCUUACUGGUCCUCCUACUUUACCACGGAAAUUCAUAUUACAAUUUUAUUAUAAUUUUAAAAUGAAUCUUUUGUGACUGUAGAGGAAAUUAUAAUCGAACAUAUAUAAAAUUUGAAAGAUUCUACUUAACUUCUUAGAGGAAAAAUUUUUUCCUCUAAGAAACUAUGUCCCUGGUUAAAAAUGCUGAUUGAAAAGAAUUGAGAAGCGGUCACUCCAUGCAAACUGUAUAUCUAUAUAUAUAUACAAGCAAAAGAAUUUAAGUUAUUGAAAAGAAUUCGAAUCCCAUCAUUUUUAAUUCUUUUCAAUCAAUAUGUUUAAACAGGGAUAAGAAUUUUGAAAUUUUAUACAUUUGAUUCUAAUCCUCUUUACAGUUACAAUAAAUUUAUUCAAAAAUUAUAAUAAAACUGUAAUAUGAAUUUUCAUGGUAAAGUAAGAAGACUAGUACCUGAUCAAAGAACUAGUACUCGAUCACUCCAUAUAUGUGUACAUUCAUAUUUAGUCAAAUUUACUAAAUAUAGACAUACAAAUACAUGGGUGAUCACGUACCAGUUCCCUGAUCGUGUACUAGUUCCUUGAUCAUGUACUAUUUAUCUGAUCAUGUACUAGGUCUUUUACCUAAUAUAUAUCAUACAUGUAGUGAUCGGGUACUGGAUAUCUUACCUUACUGAAGAUAAUGGAUUGUAUUAAAGUUUUGGCUUUAGGAACAUAAAUGUGAUCGUGUAAACUCACUUGAUUUUUUACGUUUUACCGUAGUCACAAGUGGUUACAAAAGCCAAACUUAUUUGUUUGUCUACCAGAUAUGGAAUAAUUUAAAUAUCAAACAAAUAACUUUAUUAUUAGAUUGUUAAAAUAAAAAGUAUUAUAAUUAUUGUUAAUUCUGCAGGAUACAGAGGAUUAAGGUCUUUCAGCGUUUCUUAUUUUUUUUUUAUUCACAAUAUAAUUUAUACCUAAAAAAACAGUAAUACAUUUGUGUACUCGUUCAAUUUGCGCUUUUUUAUGCACACGACAUAAAAUAAAAUUUUAAAAAACAUGUUAAUUAAGGCGAUUGCUCAUUAUUCUUAACGUCGAUCUCAUUUUUAAAAUUAAAUCAUUAAAAAAAGAAAAAAAAUUUUGUUUUUUAAUUUUUAUAAUAAAAAAAAAUAAAUAAUUUUUAUUUGCGUGAUAGUUUACUAGACAAUUAAAAUAAAUUUUAGUAGUGAUUAUUAAUGAUUGUGUUUAAAUUAAUUUAAAAAACUAUUAUUAUUAUUAUCGAUUACUAGUUGCAAUUUAUGUAUUUGUAUUUUUUGUAUGUAAGAUAAAAAAAAAUGAUCCUGAAGUUCGACAACUAAAAAUUUUUGGAGUUUCUUUCAACAAAUCGAUUACAAAACAUAAAUAAAAAUAAAAAUAUGCACAUGUAGGAAAUUACAAAAACGACAGGUGCAAUUUUUUAAAAUAUUUUUUUUUUUUUUUUUUCAUAAUUUAUCAUUUUAAAAAAAGUUAAAAAAUUCCAAGCCGUCUAACUUCAGUGUCAUAAAUUAUUGAGGGCAUGUUAUCCGACCCGUAAUGAUAUACCAUACAAUAAUGUCAUAAAUAGAAGUAAAAUGUAAUAAAAAAAAUUUUUUUUAUGA
Molecule: messenger RNA, 4340 nt
Organism: Microplitis demolitor
Lineage: Eukaryota; Metazoa; Arthropoda; Insecta; Hymenoptera; Braconidae
Gene: Ypel
Product: protein yippee-like 1
Exons: 5
Coding region: 740-1084 (114 amino acids)
Source: RefSeq, a predicted model, not a curated record